Choloepus didactylus (southern two-toed sloth) is the source of this 6420-nucleotide messenger RNA. RefSeq names its product ATP binding cassette subfamily A member 4 (gene ABCA4). NCBI's taxonomy places the organism in Eukaryota, Metazoa, Chordata, Mammalia, Pilosa, Megalonychidae. The transcript has 43 exons. Gene Ontology annotation, cellular component: plasma membrane; intracellular membrane-bounded organelle. The coding region runs from base 25 to 5940 and encodes 1971 amino acids. The record is from RefSeq and is a predicted model, not a curated record. Gene Ontology annotation, molecular function: ABC-type transporter activity; ATP hydrolysis activity; lipid carrier activity. Gene Ontology annotation, biological process: visual perception; transmembrane transport; lipid transport.
UUGCUGUGGGUGACCAGGCCUCUCAUGCAAAAUGGCGGCCCACAGUCCUUCACACAGCUGAUGGGUAUCCUUUCGGACCUCGUGUGUGGCUACCCAGAGGGAGGAGGCUCUCGAGUGUUCUCCUUCAACUGGUAUGAAGAUAAUAACUACAAGGCGUUCCUGGGGAUUGACUCCACAAGGAAAGAGCCUCUCUCUUCUUAUGACAAAACAACAACACCAUUUUGUAAUGCAUUGAUCCAGAGCCUGGAGUCAAAUCCUUUAACGAAAAUAGCCUGGAGGGCAGCGAAGCCUCUGCUGAUGGGAAAAAUCCUCUUUACUCCUGAUUCCCCUGCAGCUCGCAGGAUAGUGAAGAACGCCAACUCGACUUUUGAAGAACUGGAGCGCUUUAGGAAGUUGGUCAAAGCCUGGGAAGAAGUAGGGCCCCAGCUCUGGUACUUCUUUGACAAGAGCACCCAGAUGGCCAUGAUCAGGGACACCCUGGAGAACCCAACAGUGAAAGGUUUUAUAAAUAGUCAGCUUGGUGAAGAAGGUAUUACUGCUGAAGCUGUGCUGAACUUCGUCUAUAAGGGUCCUCGAGAGAGCCAGGCUGAUGACGUGGCCAGCUUGGACUGGAGGGACGUGUUGAACUUCACUGAUCGCACCCUACACCUGGUUAAUCAAUACCUGGAGUGCUUGAUCCUGGAUAAGUUUGAAAGUUAUGAUGAUGAAUUUCAGCUUACUCAACGAGCCCUGUCACUGUUGGAGGAAAACAGGUUCUGGGCUGGCGUGGUCUUCCCCGACAUGUAUCCCUGGACCAGCUCCCUGCCACCCCACGUGAAGUACAAGAUCCGGAUGGAUAUAGAUGUGGUGGAGAAAACCAAUAAGAUCAAAGACAGGUACUGGGAUUCUGGUCCCAGAGCUGAUCCUGUGGAAGAUUUCCGUUACAUCUGGGGAGGGUUUGCCUAUCUGCAGGACAUGAUUGAACAUGGGAUCACAAGGAGCCAGGUCCAGGCUAAGGUUCCAGUGGGAAUCUAUCUCCAGCAGAUGCCUUACCCCUGCUUCGUGGACGACUCCUUUAUGAUCAUCCUGAACCGCUGUUUCCCUUUCUUCAUGGUGCUGGCCUGGAUCUAUUCUGUCUCCAUGACUGUAAAGAGCAUUGUCUUGGAGAAGGAGUUGAGAUUGAAGGAGACCUUGAAAAAUCAGGGUGUCUCUAACAUAGUGAUUUGGUGCACCUGGUUCCUGGACAGCUUCUCUAUCAUGUCAAUGAGCAUCUUCCUCCUGACGAUAUUUAUCAUGCAUGGAAGAAUCCUACAUUACAGCAAUCCGUUCAUCCUCUUCCUGUUCCUGUUGACUUUCUCCACUGCUACAAUCAUGCAGUGCUGCCUGCUCAGCACCUUCUUCUCCAAGGCCAGUCUGGCAGCAGCCUGCAGUGGCAUCAUCUACUUCACCCUCUACCUGCCACACGUCCUCUGCUUCGCCUGGCAGGACCGAAUGACAGCCGACCUGAAAAUGGCCGUGAGCCUGCUGUCUCCUGUGGCAUUUGGGUUUGGCACUGAGUACCUGGCUCGCUUCGAAGAGCAAGGCCUGGGGCUGCAGUGGGGCAACAUUGGGAACAGUCCCAUGGAAGGGGAUGAAUUCAGCUUCCUGCUGUCCAUAAAGAUGAUGCUCCUUGAUGCUGCUCUAUAUGGCUUGCUUGCCUGGUACCUUGACCAGGUGUUUCCAGGGGAUUAUGGAACCCCACUUCCCUGGUACUUCCUUCUGCAAGAGUCCUAUUGGCUUGGCGGUGAAGGAUGUUCAACUAGAGAAGAAAGGGCCCUGGAAAAGACCGAACCCAUAACAGAAGAAAUGGAGGAUCCAGAACACCCAGAGGGAAUAAACAACUCCUUCUUUGAGCGUGAGCUUCCAGGGUUGGUUCCUGGGGUAUGUGUGAAGAAUCUGGUAAAGACUUUUAAGCCCUAUGGCAAGCCAGCUGUGGACCGUCUUAACAUCACCUUCUACGAGGAUCAGAUCACCGCGUUCCUUGGUCACAAUGGAGCAGGGAAAACCACCACGUUGUCCAUCCUGACGGGUCUGUUGCCGCCAACGUCGGGGACUGUGCUCAUUGGGGGAAAGGACAUUGAAACCAGCCUCCAUGCAAUCCGGCAGAGCCUCGGCAUGUGUCCCCAGCACAACAUCCUGUUCCGCCACCUCACGGUGGCUGAACACAUCCUCUUCUACGCCCAGCUGAAAGGCAAGUCCUGGGAGGAGGCCCAGCUGCAGAUGGAAGCCAUGUUAGAAGACACGGGCCUCCACCACAAGAGGAACGAAGAAGCUCAGGAUCUAUCAGGUGGUAUGCAGAGGAAGCUGUCUGUGGCGAUUGCCUUCGUGGGAGAUGCCAAAGUGGUUGUUCUGGAUGAGCCCACCUCUGGGGUGGACCCCUACUCAAGACGCUCCAUCUGGGACCUACUCCUGAAGUAUCGCUCAGGAAGAACCAUCAUCAUGUCUACUCACCACAUGGACGAGGCGGACCUCCUAGGAGACCGCAUCGCCAUCAUUUCCCAGGGAAGGCUCUACUGCUCGGGCACCCCGCUCUUCCUGAAGAACUGCUUUGGCACAGGCUUCUACUUAACCCUGGUGCGCAAGAUGAAAACCACCCAAAGCCAGAGAAGAGGCUGUGAGGGGACCUGCAGCUGUGCAUCUAAGGGUUUCUCCAUCAGGUGUCCAGCCCACAUUGAUGAGAUAACUCCAGAACAAGUCUUGGAUGGGGAUGUGAAUGAACUGAUGGAAAUGGUCCGCCACCAUGUUCCAGAGGCAAAGCUGGUGGAAUGCAUUGGUCAAGAACUUAUCUUCCUUCUUCCAAAUAAGAAUUUCAAGCAGAGGGCAUACGCCAGUCUUUUCAGGGAGCUGGAGGAGACACUGCCUGAACUGGGGCUCAGCAGUUUCGGAAUUUCUGACACUCCCCUGGAAGAGAUUUUUCUGAAGGUCACGGAGGAUUCUGAUUCAGGAUCACUGUUUGCUGGUGGCACUCAGCAGAAACGAGAAAACAUCAGUUUCCGACACCAGGGUUUGGGUCCUAGCGAGAAGGCGGGGCAGACACCCCAGAACUCCAACCACUGGUCUUGGUCGGCGGGGCCGAUUCCUGGCGCGGAGGGUCAGCGCUCCCGGGAGCCGGAGGACGGCGCCCAGCUCAACACGGGAGCGCGGCUGCGCCUCCAGCACGUGCAGGCCCUGCUCGCCAAACGGCUCCACCACGCCCUCCGCAGCCGCAAGGACUUCCUGGCUCAGAUUGUGCUCCCAGCCACUUUUGUGUUUGGGGCUCUGAUGCUUUCUGUCAUUGUCCCUCCUUUUGGUGAAUAUCCUGCUUUGGCACUUCAUCCCUGGAUGUAUGGGCAGCAGUACACCUUCUUCAGCAUGGACGAGCCAGGCAGUGAGCAGCUCGCGGCUCUUGCAGAUGUCCUCUUGAACAGGCCAGGCUUUGGCAACCGCUGCAUGAAGGAAGAGUGGCUUCCGGAGUAUCCCUGUGGCAAUUCAACCUCCUGGAAGACUCCCUCUGUGUCUCCGAACGUCACCCACCUGCUCCAGAAGCAGAAAUGGACACCAGACAACCCGUCACCUUCCUGCAAGUGCAGCACGAGAGAGAAGCUCACCAUGCUGCCCGAGUGCCCCGAGGGCGCAGGGGGGCUCCCUCCCCCCCAGAGACUACAGCGCAGCACUGACAUUCUCCAAGACCUUACGAACAGGAAUAUCUCCGACUUCUUGGUAAAAACGUAUCCUGCUCUAAUUAGAAGCAGCUUAAAGAGCAAAUUCUGGGUCAAUGAACAGAGGUAUGGAGGAAUUUCCAUUGGAGGAAAGCUUCCAGUUCUCCCCAUCACUGGGGAAGCAGUUGUUGGUUUUUUAAGUGACCUUGGCCAGAUAAUGAAUGUGAGCGGGGGCCCUAUCACCAGAGAGGCCUCUAAAGAAAUGUCUGAGUUCCUUCAACAUCUAGAAACUGAAGACAACAUUAAGGUGUGGUUUAACAACAAAGGCUGGCAUGCCAUGGUCAGCUUUCUCAACGUGGCCCACAGUGCCAUCCUACGAGCCAGCCUCCCUGAGGACAAGAACCCCGAGGAGUUUGGCAUCACCAUCAUCAGUCAACCCCUGAACCUGACCAAAGAGCAGCUCUCAGAGAUUACAGUACUGACCACUUCAGUGGAUGCUGUGGUUGCCAUCUGCGUGAUUUUAGCCAUGUCGUUCGUCCCGGCCAGCUUUGUCCUCUAUUUGAUCCAGGAGAGGGUGACCAAGGCCAAGCACCUCCAGUUUGUUAGCGGAGUGAGCCCCACCACCUACUGGCUGACCAAUUUCCUCUGGGACAUUAUGAAUUAUGCUGUGAGUGCCAGCCUGGUGGUGGGCAUCUUUGUUGGGUUCCAGAAGAAAGCAUACACUUCUCCCAGCAAUCUUCCCGCCCUUGUUGCCCUGCUCAUGAUGUAUGGAUGGGCAGUCAUUCCCAUGAUGUACCCAGCAUCCUUCCUGUUUGACGUCCCCAGCACAGCCUAUGUGGCCUUGUCUUGUGCUAAUCUGUUCAUCGGCAUCAACAGCAGUGCCAUCACCUUCAUCUUGGAAUUGUUUGAGAAUAACAGGGCGCUACUCAGGCUCAACGCCAUGCUGCGGAAGCUGCUCAUUGUCUUCCCCCACUUCUGCCUGGGCCGGGGCCUCAUCGACCUGGCACUGAGCCAAGCUGUGACAGAUGUCUAUGCCCGGUUUGGCGAGGAGCAUGCUUUAAAUCCGUUCCAGUGGGACCUGAUUGGGAAGAACCUGGCUGCCCUGGCGGCAGAAGGGGUGCUGUACUUCCUCCUGACCCUCCUCAUCCAGCACCACUUCUUCCUCACCCGAUGGAUUACCCAGCCGGCUAAGGAGCCCAUUAGUGAUGCAGACGAUGAUGUGGCUGAAGAAAGACAAAGAAUCAUUAGUGGGGGGAAUAAAACUGAUAUCUUAAGACUAAAUGAACUAACCAAGAUUUAUUCAGGCACCUCCAGCCCAGCGGUGGACAGGCUGUGUGUCGGAGUCCGCCCUGGAGAGUGCUUUGGCCUCCUGGGAGUGAAUGGUGCCGGCAAAACAACCACAUUAAAGAUGCUCACUGGGGACACCACCGUGACCUCAGGUGAUGCCACUGUAGCAGGCAAGAGUAUUUUAACCAAUAUUUCUGACGUCCAUCAAAAUAUGGGCUACUGUCCUCAGUUUGAUGCAAUCGAUGACCUGCUCACAGGGCGAGAACAUCUUUACCUUUAUGCCCGGCUUCGAGGUGUACCAGCAGAGGAAAUUGAGAGGGUUGCAAACUGGAGUAUUCAGAGCCUGGGCCUCUCACUCUACGCAGACUGCUUGGCUGGCACAUACAGUGGGGGCAAUAAGCGGAAACUCUCCACGGCCAUUGCACUGAUUGGCUGCCCACCACUGGUGCUGCUGGAUGAGCCCACCACAGGGAUGGACCCCCAGGCACGCCGCAUGCUGUGGAGCACCAUCAUGAGCAUCAUCAAGGAAGGGAGAGCCGUGGUGCUCACAUCCCACAGGCAAGAGCUUCCCGGGGGCUCGGGUGGGGGGGGGGAGUCCUCCCCCACUCCCUCACCUCCUCUUCUUGCCCAUAGCAUGGAAGAAUGCGAGGCCCUGUGUACCCGGCUGGCCAUCAUGGUGAAGGGCACCUUCCAGUGCCUGGGCACCAUUCAGCACCUCAAGUACAGGUUUGGAGAUGGCUACAUCGUCACCAUGAAAAUCAGAUCCCCAAAGGACCUGCUUCCCGACCUGAAUCCUGUGGAGCAGUUCUUCCAGGGGAACUUCCCAGGCAGUGUGCAGAGGGAGAGGCACUACAACAUGCUCCAGUUCCAGGUCUCCUCCUCCUCCCUGGCCAGGAUCUUCCAGCUGCUCAUCUCCCACAAGGACAGCCUGCUCAUUGAGGAGUACUCGGUCACGCAGACCACGCUGGACCAGGCAGGUAUUUGUGAACUUUGCUAAACAGCAGACUGAAACUCAUGACCUUCCUUUGCACCCGCGGGCUGCCGGAGCCAGCCGACAAACCAAGUGAAAAGACUUGGAUUUUGAAGAGGCAAGGAAGGUCUGCUGAAUGCCCCACACUGCUCGUUCCCUAAGCGGCUGGAGGUGCGGGCCUUGGCCCAUAUGGUCCUCUGAAUGAAGCAGUCAGCAAACAUAAUCUGCCUGCAGCAGAAACAAAUGCAUGAGGAUGGUGCAGUGAAUGCAAAAUGGCUCUUUUGGACCGAAACCAAAACUGACAGGCUUGCCCGGAGCAUCCUGAGUCAUGGUGGUGAAACUGACCCAACCAGUCCAAAACCCUUUCCAUGCAGACCACAGAAGAAGAAAUCCCAGUCCAUCCCCACCAGUAGGUUUGGUGUCCACAUCUCUCUCAUUUCAGGUGGAGCUGCUUUUCUGUGUGUGUGUUUUAUUUUUAAGGAGCAAGUAAAAUACUAAUGUACUUGU